This is a messenger RNA of Haplochromis burtoni (Burton's mouthbrooder), 3226 nucleotides long. RefSeq lists its product as uncharacterized. The transcript is spliced from 2 exons. The record is from RefSeq and is a predicted model, not a curated record. Lineage: Eukaryota; Metazoa; Chordata; Actinopteri; Cichliformes; Cichlidae. Bases 1545 to 2723 code for a protein of 392 amino acids.
GUGCAAACAGCGGGUUAUUAUCGUAACUGCUGUAAAUGGUAUGAUAUGUCCUGUCUGCAAAAUCCAUCCAUCUAGAGGUUCGUGCUAUAAAAUGUAAAUUACAUCUUUGUUCAGUUUGUUGUUGAGUUUGUUCAGGUCAGUUCAGUUUCCCUGUGGCACAGGAACAGAACAGGAGGGAGAGACAGAAAAAGAUCAUCGUCUAUCCAAUAAGAUAGACGAUGAUCUUUCUUGGAUUCAAGUGCACAUUUGAAGUCUGUGAGAAUAGUUUGCAGCCUUGUCUUGCGAGUCAUUUCUGCACAGACGCCACGAAAUGCACAGACGCGCGCACGGACAACACAAAGCGCACGGUCAAUUUCGGGGAGGCUCUUGCUGAGAAAGAGCAGCAGUGCUCAUCGUGCAAACAGCACAUUAUUAUCGUAACUGCUGCAAAGAUAUAUAUAUAUAAGAUAUGUCCUGUCUGCAAAAUCUAACCAUCUUGUGGUUCAUGCUAUGUAUGAUAAUGUAAAUUACAUCUUUGCUUAGUUUGUUGUUGAGUUUGUUCAGGUCAGUUCAGUUUGGUUUUUUUGCAAUAAAGUGUUAUUGUUCCAAAAAUAAUAAUGCAUCCAAAUCAAUGUUGUUAUGAAUUAUUUACCUAUUCAAGGCUCUAAUAACCUCAUGCCAAAUAUUUCCAGUUGCAACUAAUUUUUUGAAAAUAUUGGAUAUUAUGGGUUCCCGCCCCAAAAAAAUAAACAGGGGUCUUUAUGACAAUAAAGCCAUAAAAACCUAAAAAAUAUUUAAAAAAUAAUGAAAAACUUUAUAUCUGUGGUUAGGUCUGAAGUUGUUUAAAAGAUCUGAUGUGAAAAAAAUCAGAAAAAAAAUUCAUAUAUGAUAUUGCUAUAUCACCUUUUGUCAGGGGACCAUUUUGGGUACGAAGGGACAAUGGGUAUAAAUUUUGAGGGAUGCUCAAGGGUUAAGAUGGCAAGGUGAUCCAACCUGCAGCAGAUGUAUCUAUCCCAGACAGCUUGGUGUUGCAGGACGGACAUUAUUAUUUCUAUUAAAACUAAAUGUACACAUUGAAACAAAAAUAAUUGUGCGCAGGAGUGAAACAUUUUAAUAUUGUCAUAAUUUCAAACAGCAAUGCCUCAACAUCAGAUUAUCAAUUUUGUUUAAUGUGAAUCACUUGGUUUCUUUCUCUCCAUCAGGUGGGAGGUAGCACAGAGGCUUUCUUAAGGCUGGCCCCACUCAGCCAUUCGUCCUGUGGGUUGGAGAAAGAAAGAACAUCAUCCAAAGUUUCUACCAAGUUUUACUGUCCUAGAUCAAAAGGUCAUUCCCUGUGUGACACAGAUGGGAGAUGCAGGUUUUGACAAGGCAAAACUUUUCAAGGCACAUUUUUUAAUUUGCCGUGUCCUUUGAUAAGGCAUUGGACAACUUCUACACAUUCAUCCAGACCACCGUGUAUGGCAUUGAUGUUGGCAGCGUGAAGGACAGUCCUCGGGUCAAUGAAACAAGAGGAAGUCUUCACUGUACGGUUUAAAGAUAUCCACUAUUCAGCACUUUGACUGGAAAUGUUCAUCUGUUACAUUUGCAAGAUACACCACACAAGUUGCUCAGUGUUAUUUAGACAUUUGAAGUUCCAGCAUGGUUUGUACCCAGGAAAGUUUUUACGUUUGACCUGUGGAGAGCCUGGAUGUUCAUUUAUCUUUCACACGUACUCUGGUUACAAGCGGCACUUAUUCCGAGCACAUGGAGACUGCGUUCACUCUGAGGUCAUCAACAAUUUUGAGCCUGUACCUAACGAUGGAACCUCUGUUUCACAGCCUGUAAAUGUGGCUCAUCCCAUGACAAUAACUACACCGGUUCCAGUUGAAAAAAGGCAAAUACUGAACAUGUGCAGCUCUGUUAUUGCUCAAGUACAAUCAUCAGGAGUUCCUGAAAGUACUGUGCAGUGUUUAGUUGGUUCAUUGGAGGAACUGGUUAAUGACAUCCAUGCACAUGCAAAACAAUCUGUUGUCGACUGUUUGUCAACUGAUACAUCAAGAGAAACCUUAGAAAAAGUUGAGGAUUGCUUUGAUCAGCUUGAAAAUCCAUUUUCAUGUCUUAACACAGAAUCUAAAAGGAUAAGACAUUUUGAGCAAAAAUGGAAAAUAGUUGAACCCAUAGAGCAUGUUCUUGGUGUGCGUUUUGAUGUACGCAAAGAUAGAACAACAGGGACAUACAGGCAAGUUCCUGUCAAUGAUAAAUUCAUGUACAUUCCUAUCAUGGGAUCCCUUUCAUCUAUGUUUCGAAACGGUGAACUUUGUAGCAGUUUCCAAAAAACAAAACUAAACAUGGAGGGAUUGUACAGAGAUUUAAAUGACGGCUCCUACUUCAAAAAUCACAGUUUAUUCUCACAACAAGAACAUGCUCUCCAAAUCCAGCUCUACUAUGACGAUUUUGAAACUGCUAAUCCUUUAGGCUCAAAAAAGGCAGUGCACAAACUUGGUUGUAUUUAUUUUGUUUUGAGAAAUUUGCCACCAGAGUUAAAUUCUGUGUUGAUGAACAUUCAUCUUGUAGCCCUUUUACAUUCAGAAGACUUAAAAAAAUAUUUCAAUGAUCACUUAAAUGCAUUUGUUAUUGAGGAUGGAUUAGAUGUCUUUGCACUGAUCUCUGUAGAUGAUCUGGUGUACUAUAGACCUUAUGAUAGGCAAUUUUCAAAUGGCACUGAUGACAAAAUGUACAUUGUCCCAUACUGUAAUUUUGUAUGACUUGUUUACUUGUGGUGUAUCUGAAUACAAAGUAUUUUGGAAUGUUAAUGUCUUGUAUUUCUUUGUAAUGGGUAGAUGUUAGGGGUUAAUUGUAGCAGUAGAGAUAUCAGAGAUUAAUGGGAGUUUAUUGUAAUCUGGUGGUAUUGAUGAUUUGACUGACACUAGUGUUAGUGUUAGAAAAUUAACACUAUUCAGACUUGAAUUUUUAAACACCAGUGCUAGUGUAAAGUACUACCAACACUAUUCGGUGUUAAUUUUUAACACUUAACACCAGUGUAGUUAAGUGUGGUGGUGAAAGAAGCUGGCAGAAUUAUUGGAAUAAGUCUGCCAGAGAUUAGUAAUAUCUUCCCCACUCGCUGUCUGAGACGGGUGCACAGUAUUCUGCGGGACCAACAUCACCCUGCGCGCCACCUUUUCCACCUGCUGCCCUCAGGGAGAAGGUACAGGUCUAUACAGGCCAGAACAUCCAGACUGGCCAACAGCCUGUAUCCACAGGCUGUGAG